Messenger RNA from Chilo suppressalis (striped riceborer), 1620 nucleotides. The record is from the annotation of a GenBank genome assembly. NCBI's taxonomy places the organism in Eukaryota, Metazoa, Arthropoda, Insecta, Lepidoptera, Crambidae.
UUUCUUUGACGUAUAGCACACCAGAGGCUCGUCUGAUACGUCGUAAAAAUGACUGCUUUAGCCUCGAGAAACGUAAAUUUUCUAACGAAAAUAGUGAAAUGUGUGAACAACUAUUCGAAGAGGCUUUCGUCGCAUUUUAUUUACUUUCCUGACAAUGAAGCUCCAGUGGAAGGUGAAACAAACAAAAUGAACAUGAUGCAAGCUAUCAACAAUGCUAUGGACAUUACAUUGCAAAAUGAUCCAACUGCGGUUCUGUUCGGUGAAGACGUUGCCUUCGGCGGUGUGUUCAGGUGUGCUUUGGGUUUACAGGAAAAAUACGGCAAGGACCGUGUAUUUAACACACCACUAUGUGAACAAGGUAUAGCUGGUUUCGGUAUUGGCUUAGCUACAGCUGGUGCCACAGCUAUUGCUGAAAUUCAGUUUGCUGAUUACAUUUUUCCGGCUUUUGAUCAGAUAGUGAACGAAGCUGCCAAGGCGCGGUAUCGUUCCGGGGGUCAGUUUGAUUGCGGUGGACUUACUAUACGCGCUCCUUGCAGCGCGGUGGGGCACGGGGGACUUUAUCACUCGCAAAGUCCGGAAGCUUUCUUCGCACACGUGCCGGGACUAAAGAUUGUGGUACCUCGUGGACCGAUCGCAGCUAAAGGUCUCCUUUUAUCCUGCGUACGAGAACGCGACCCCUGUCUGUUCCUCGAGCCCAAGAUAUUGUACCGAUCUGCUAACGAAAUGGUGCCUGUAGACGACUACACUCUGCCCAUAGGGAAGGCGCAGGUGUUGAGAGAAGGUGACGCAGCCACUCUGAUCGCUUGGGGCACGCAGGUGCAUGUGUUGUUAGAAGUGGCCGAUAUGGCCAAGGAGAAAUUGGGCGUCAACGUAGAGGUCAUUGACCUCAUGUCCAUAUUGCCCUGGGACGAGGAAACCGUCUGCAAUUCGGUGAAGAAGACCGGCCGCUGUCUCAUAUCGCACGAAGCGCCUCUCACCUCGGGCUUCGGGGCUGAACUCGCGGCAACCAUUCAGGAAGAAUGCUUCCUACACUUAGAGGCGCCUAUAAGCCGCGUAACGGGUUGGGACGCGCCGUUCCCCCACGUGUUCGAGCCUCUCUACCUGCCCACCAAGUGGCGCUGUAUGCAGCACCUGCACCAGUUGAUCAACUACUGAACCUUAUUAACAUAAUCCAGUACACUUAGUACAAGUUUGUAACGAAAACUAUCAUAGUUUUCGUAAUUGUAAAUUAUGUUUCUAUGUCUAUUUCGGCGAAAACUAACCAAAUAUACUUACUUAAAAUUUAAGAAGACGCAAAUGAUUUAAUGAUAGAGUUUAAACACUGUUUAUUUGUAUUGAAAUGAAAACAAUAAAAUCAGUACCUACCCUUAGUACGAGUACGAGCACACGAAAACUGUCGUAGUUUUCGUAAUUGUAAAACUCGUACUAAGAGUACAGUAAGUAACCUUACCCCGAGUUUUUGGCGGGAUUUCAUCGAGUGUGAUUGGCGUCUUAUUUUGAUUAUUCUUUAAUUCGUUCAUAGUGGAUAUUGUGAAAUAAAAUUGGUGUGAUUUUGUAUUACAACCUGUCUGCACAAAUGAAGAAUUAGUGCAAGGGCGGAUCCAGGGGGAGUCAUGGGGG